AUGCGAGAAUCCCGUCAAAACUCAAUGGAGAGAUACAAAAACUUAGAUGUUGACAGUAUGAGUGCCGCACUAUCCCGAAACCUCGAGCGCCGACGGAUCGAUCUUCAAAUUUUGGCUAAACACGCCACUCCCGACGAGGAUGAUCAACUCGAUCUAGCCCUGCUUAUUUCGUCCCUCGAAAGAAUGCUUGCAACUCCUCCUCAAGAGCAGCAAGAGUGCAAGAGUUGGAUCGAGUCUGCCCUGAAACUUUUGAGGCUGGAGACCGCAAUUGAUCGCAUGCAUAGCUUGCAAAUUCGGCUUGCAAACUUCAAAGCGCUAUGUGGUUGUAGGAUGCAGUUUCUGAACGAUAUUACACUGUUGGAUACCUUCGAGUUCGAUCGCAAAGAAUUCUUACGGUGCUACCAUUUAGUGUUUGGAGAUAAGCUUUGUGAUUUAUUGACCGAAAAGAAAUUAAAUUCAUUCUUAAUUGAACCCCCCACCAACUAUCACGUAUUUUCUGGGGUGCUUAACAAGAAACAAUUCCAUCGGUUUCGGGUUGAAGAAGAUAUUUAUGAUGUAUGGAAAGGUGAAAACCCAGAAAUUCGUAUCCGGCAGGUGACUGAGGAGUGGAAAAAAUCUGAUGCCGUGGCGAAAAUCUACCUUUUUGAAUCAAGAACGCUCACAGCUUAA
Molecule: messenger RNA, 669 nt
Organism: Diutina rugosa
Lineage: Eukaryota; Fungi; Ascomycota; Pichiomycetes; Serinales; Debaryomycetaceae
Exons: 1
Coding region: 1-669 (222 amino acids)
Source: RefSeq, a predicted model, not a curated record